UGUAGAUGGAGAUAUGGUUUCUGUAGUGAUGAUGCACACUGCAGCAAUCUAUUGGUUGCUGGCUUUGUAAAUUUCAUUCAGUUUGCUCCAAUAGCUGUGGGAGAAGGACUGGUACAGCCUGGUCCUCUCUCCCUCCUCAAUCUCUUGCAGAUCGGUCUCUCUCCGUCUCUGCAUAGGCAAUCACAGCUCUUUACUUGCAAAACCUCCUCUAUCUUCACACUGAUGGUAAUGAAUUUUCCUGCUGAACGGCUAUACAGCUUUUCUCCUGCCAUCAACACAGCCUUUUCUUUUUUCUGGUUAUUACAUUCCUUUGGACUGCAAGACUGCCUUGGAUUCCAACAAAUAUGUUUAUUUAUUUACCCAUGUAAGGAGCCUGCUUUGCAGAAAACACUGUACACGAUCAUCCUCUCUGCUUUGUCAAGGCUAACUCGCUGUAGCUGGAUACUGUAUAAAUAUACAAUGACUGAAUUAGGCAUGUAAACUGACAUCAAAAUUUGGAAUAACAUCACAGUAAUUAUUUCAUCCUCAUGGAAUGGGCUUCACAAAAUCAGUAAUCUGGAUUUUACAGAUGGCAAUUAUGCAAAUAAGGCAAUAAUUUCUGUGGCGUCUUUCAUCUAAAAAAAAAUUGAUUUUUUUUCCUGGCUGAAGUCAUAUAUUUGUUGUUGUCCUCUCGACCUGGGAGAUCUCACUAUUGCUGAUGUUGAUGUAAACAAUGUCGAGACCAAAGGGAUUAAUAUGGUUGCCUUUGAUCUUCACCCCUGUCUGUGUUAUAGUAAAUUCAAACUUGCUAUUAUGGAUAGCAGCAUUUGCUGUACGAUUUGCAAUAGUCGAUGGCCAAGCACAGCAUCCAAUUGUACCCACGAACUAUGGUAAGAUACGUGGCACAAAAACAUCCUUAUCCAUAGAGAUUCUUGGACCAGUAGAGCAAUACUUGGGAGUACCCUAUGCUGCUCCACCAACUGGAGAGAGACGGUUUCAACCACCUGAACCACCCUCUUCCUGGACUGGAAUCAAGAAUGCCACACAAUUUGCUUCGGUGUGUCCACAGUUUCCGGAUGAAAGAUCAUUGCUAAAUGACAUGCUGCCUGUAUGGUUUACUGCCAAUUUAGAUACCAUUGUGACCUAUGUACAGGAUCAAAGUGAGGAUUGCCUAUACUUAAACAUCUAUGUGCCAACUGAAGAUGGAGCCAACACAAAGAAACAAGCUGAUGAUAUAGCCAAUAAUGACCGAGGUGAAGAUGAAGAUAUCCAUGAUCCAAACAAUAAGAAACCAGUCAUGGUAUACAUUCAUGGAGGGUCCUACAUGGAGGGUACUGGAAACAUGAUUGAUGGAAGUAUACUUGCAAGUCAUGGAAAUGUCAUUGUCAUUACAGUUAACUACAGACUAGGUGUCUUAGGAUUUCUAAGUACAGGGGAUCAAGCUGCAAAAGGAAACUAUGGAUUACUUGACCAAAUACAAGCUUUACGAUGGAUUGAAGAGAAUAUUGGUGCUUUUGGAGGGGAUCCAAAGCGAGUCACUAUUUUUGGAUCUGGGGCUGGAGCAUCCUGUGUAAGCCUAUUAACCUUAUCCCACUAUUCUGAAGGUUUGUUCCAAAAAGCAAUCAUACAAAGUGGAACAGCUCUCUCCAGCUGGGCCGUGAACUACCAGCCUGCCAAGUAUACUAGGAUAUUGGCAGAUAAAGUGGGCUGUGACAUGCUGGAUACUAUUGAAUUGGUUGAAUGUCUUCGGGAGAAGAAUUACAAAGAACUAAUUCAACAGUCUAUCACACCAGCCACAUAUCACAUUGCCUUUGGACCAGUCAUUGAUGGUGAUGUCAUUCCAGAUGACCCACAAAUACUCAUGGAACAAGGGGAGUUCCUUAACUAUGAUAUUAUGCUUGGAGUUAAUCAAGGGGAAGGAUUAAAAUUUGUCGAUGGUAUUGUAGAUAACGAAGAUGGUGUCUCUCCAAGUGACUUUGACUUUUCAGUGUCCAACUUUGUAGACAAUUUGUAUGGUUAUCCAGAGGGAAAAGAUACACUUCGAGAAACAAUUAAGUUCAUGUAUACAGACUGGGCUGAUAAAGAAAAUCCUGAAACACGAAGGAAGACAUUGGUAGCACUUUUUACAGAUCACCAGUGGGUGGCACCUGCUGUUGCAACUGCUGAUUUACAUGCUCGUUAUGGUUCUCCAACAUAUUUCUAUGCAUUUUACCACCAUUGCCAAAGUGAAAUGAAACCAUCCUGGGCUGAUUCUGCUCAUGGUGAUGAAGUCCCCUAUGUUUUUGGCAUUCCUAUGAUUGGACCUACAGAACUCUUUAACUGCAAUUUCUCAAAGAAUGAUGUCAUGCUCAGCGCAGUUGUUAUGACAUAUUGGACUAACUUCGCCAAAACUGGGGAUCCAAACAAGCCAGUGCCACAAGAUACAAAAUUCAUCCAUACUAAACCGAAUCGAUUUGAAGAAGUUGCCUGGUCCAAAUAUGAUCCAAAAGACCAACUAUAUUUGCAUAUUGGUCUAAAGCCAAGAGUAAGAGACCACUAUAGAGCAACAAAGGUGGCUUUUUGGUUAGAAUUAGUACCUCAUUUACAUAAUCUGAAUGAAAUAUUUCAAUAUGUAUCUACAACGACAAAGGUACCUCCUCCAGAUAUGACAUCUUUCCCGUUUGUGACAAGACGUCCUGGAAAAUCAAGGGCAACUACAAAGCGUCCAGCUAUGACACCAGCAAAUAGCCCUAAAGAAACACAAAAGACCGAUGUGGGUCAAACUACCAUAAUUGCAGAAGACAAGAGAGAUUACUCCACAGAACUUAGUGUUACAAUUGCUGUUGGAGCAUCUCUUUUGUUUCUGAAUAUUUUAGCCUUUGCUGCUUUGUAUUAUAAAAAAGAUAAAAGACGCCAUGAAACUCACAGACGACCUAGUCCUCAAAGGAAUACAACAAAUGAUAUUGCUCAUAUUCAAAAUGAAGAAAUAAUGUCCUUGCAGAUGAAACAGCUGGAGCAUGAUCAUGAGUGCGAAGCUCUUCAGGCACAUGAUACUCUACGACUUACCUGUCCACCUGACUACACCCUUACACUGAGGAGGUCACCUGACGAUAUUCCACUCAUGACUCCCAAUACCAUAACGAUGAUUCCAAACACAUUAACAGGGAUGCAACCACUGCAUACCUUUAAUACUUUUAGUGGAGGCCAAAAUAGUACUAAUUUACCCCAUGGGCAUUCCACUACUCGAGUAUAGCUUUGUCAUGUUUUUCAUCCUCUUGGAGAAAACAAAAACAAACAGAAAACUUGUGGAGAAUUAGGAAAGAAGGAAUUAUUUUCUUACUUAUUCCCGUCUUGAGGAAUUGUCAAAUAUUCAUAUUGAUCAAUCCAAGACAUGAAUUGUGUAAAUUGCUGUUAUGAUAAAGCUUAUGAAUUUAUCCUUGCUAGAAGAAUUUAGACAAACUUAAUAUUCUGAACAAUCUCCUAGAAGAAAAUGGAUGUUUUCUCUAUCAUACAUGAUGAGGAAAGCUGCUCUGGAACAGAAAAAUAUAAUGAUGUUACUGCUUUGUUUUUGUUUUCUAAAUACGCUAUGUGCCAUAAAAACAUUGGGCCCAUGGUCAGAUGCGUUAUUUUAUUGAGCUUUUUAUUAAGCUAUAACUCACAAUGGAAAAUCUAUUUAAAGCAGAGAACUGACUAUGCAGAAUAAAAUGUAUCAUUCUGACAAUGAAGGUAUAUGCCAUUCUGAACUGUAUUUAAAGAAACAAAUUUGUAAAAAAUGUAAAUAGCCGUGAGUUACAAAAAAAUAUCUUUUAUUGUUGUUUUAAGUUUGAAAAAAGAACUUUUAGAAAGAUUGUGCUUUUAGUUGUGACCUAUGUGUAUAUACAUUAGUCAAGAACCAUCUUUGUUGCCUCCAGAACAAGAAAAAGAGUUUUCUUCUAAUAACUUUUUCUCAAGACAGAGUUUUGAGAUUUUAUAAUCUGAUUCAUUUGUAGGAAAUAUUGCAAGUUCACUUGAAGAUGAAUUUUUGGAUAUGUUAACUACAAAACUCCCCUUUGAGGUUACACAAAUGCAUGUGCAAUUUUAUCUUACAAGCUUUUUUCCUUUCAGCAAUGUUUUACAUUUUCGCUCUUGUUUCAUGAAUAUCUGAAGGAUUGGUAAAUGCUCCAUUCUGAUAAACACUACUUAUAAAAUGCAUUUGAGAAUGUCUGAAAUUACUGUUUCCUCAUAGCGCCCAAAAAGAAACAACAACAAAAAAAACAACAGAAAGAUAAAGAACAUACUGUUGGUCGAUGUAAUCAUCAGCAGCUUAGAUAUUAUAUAGUAAAAAAAAACUUAAAAAAACAAAGCAAUGAUAUUACCAAUGUAAUGUUAUUUGUUCUUAAAAUUGAGAAGACACUUUUGUUACCACGCCCAGCAUCUAAUGUUUGUCAUAUACAAUGUGGGUCAACAAACAUAUUUUUUUAUUUUCUUUUUUAAUAAUUAUGUACCUGUCACAUAAGUAAUGCACAUGACAGAAAACUAAAAAGAAAGACCACCAAAUGAUUUUCAAAUAAAUUCUGAACAUUUUAUUGGAAAAA
This is a messenger RNA of Pseudophryne corroboree (corroboree frog), 4532 nucleotides long. It is a transcript of the gene NLGN4X, whose product is annotated as neuroligin 4 X-linked. NCBI's taxonomy places the organism in Eukaryota, Metazoa, Chordata, Amphibia, Anura, Myobatrachidae. Bases 713 to 3211 code for a protein of 832 amino acids. Gene Ontology annotation, biological process: chemical synaptic transmission; presynaptic membrane assembly; neuron cell-cell adhesion. Gene Ontology annotation, cellular component: cell surface; synapse; postsynaptic specialization membrane. The transcript is spliced from 7 exons. Gene Ontology annotation, molecular function: signaling receptor activity; neurexin family protein binding. The record is from RefSeq and is a predicted model, not a curated record.